Mangifera indica (mango) is the source of this 1636-nucleotide messenger RNA. RefSeq names its product aluminum-activated malate transporter 2-like. Gene Ontology annotation, biological process: malate transport. The transcript is spliced from 6 exons. Gene Ontology annotation, cellular component: plant-type vacuole membrane. The record is from RefSeq and is a predicted model, not a curated record. Lineage: Eukaryota; Viridiplantae; Streptophyta; Magnoliopsida; Sapindales; Anacardiaceae. The coding region runs from base 46 to 1482 and encodes 478 amino acids.
UCAGUCCAUGACCUGAACCCUCUUUGUCUGUCUGAAGUUACAGAAAUGGUAUCCUCGAGUGGUAAGAAGGAAGGAAUAAUGAGCCGGUGUUUGCAGCGGCUAAGUGCUUUUCCAGGGAAAAUAAGAAAAUUAGGACAAGAUGAUCCCAGAAGGAUUACUCAUUCUCUAAAAGUGGGGCUCGCCAUCACAUUGGUGUCUUUGUUCUAUUACUUUGAACCUCUCUAUUCCGGUUUCGGGGAUUCUACAGUGUGGGCUAUUUUGACUGUUGUUGUUGUCUUCGAAUUCUCUGUUGGAGCCACACUUGGUAGAGGUUUAAAUAGAGGCUUGGCAACUUUCAUGGCUGGAGCUUUAGGAUUUGGUGCUCACCGUUUAGCAAGCCUCUCCGGAAACAAGGGUGAACCCAUACUCCUUGCGCUUUUUGUCUUCCUCAUAGCUGCGGCAGUGACAUUUCUAAGAUUCUUUCCUCGAAUGAAGGCGAGAUAUGAUUAUGGGCUCCUAAUUUUUAUCUUGACAUUCUGCAUGAUAACGGUUUCUGGUUACCGCGAUGAGGAGCUGCUGGAGAUGGCUCAUCAGAGGAUUUCUACCAUCUUAAUCGGUGGCUUCACGGCCGUGGCCGUAUGCAUUUUCAUUUUCCCUGUUUGGGCAGGAGAUGAUCUUCACAAUUUGGUUGCUAACAACAUCGAGAAACUUGCCAUCUUCUUAGAAGGUUUUGGACCUGAAUACUUUAAAAUGACAGAGGAUGAAGAAUCACCCAAGAAAGUUUCAGAAGGAUUUAAAAGUGUGCUUAAUUCAAAACAAAGUGAAGAAUCCAUGGCAAACUUUGCUAGAUGGGAGCCUCGACAUGGUAAAUUUAGGUUUCGACAUCCAUGGAAACACUACUUGAAGAUUGCAAGCCUAACCCGGCAAUGUGCCUAUAGAAUUGAAGCUCUUAAUGGGUGCCUCAAUGACAAAACACAAACACCACAAGAAAUCCGAUGCAAAAUCCAGGACGCAAGCAUACAACUCUGUUCGGAAUCUGCCAAUACUUUGAAAGAAUUAGCUUUGGCAAUAAGAACAAUGACUCCACCAACCCCUGCCAAUCAACACCUUAUAAAUUCUAAAAUUGCAGCCAAGAAUCUAAAAUCCUUGCUAAAUACCGGGUUGUUCAAGGAAACUGACCUUCUAGAAGUUAUACCAGUAGCUACCAUGGCUUAUCUACUAGUUGAUGUUGUUUCUUGCACUGAAAAAAUUGCAGAGUCAAUUCAGGAACUAGCCUCUCUAGCUAAAUUCAAAAGUACUAAGAAACAUGAAGAAAGACAAGCUCAGCCAAAUUUAUGUCCCCAGAGAACUAUGCAGCGAAAUUCUGGCAUUAGUAUACCUGCAGUUCAACCAAAUUUAUGUUUCCAAAGAAGUAUGCAGAAAAAUUCUGGCAUCAGUCAUGCACCCCAUCAUGUUAUUACUAUUCAUCAAGAAUCUCCGUGUUUGUCAGUAGAUCGGACUUAAUAAUAAGAAACAGUUAGAGAAAUGGAUGAAUGUCUUUGAAUUUGUUUAGUCACUAACAUGUAAGAUGAUUUCCACCCAUGUUUUGUGUAUGCUAGUAAUGACUGUAUUAUAUUAUGAUGAAACAAACUGACGCUAUCAGAUUUUCCUUAGCAAA